AUGAGCGACAGCUCGGGAGGAACGCUCCAGAGUAGAGUUUGCUCCACAUGCUUCAGCACGCUCCACGGUAUCGUGGUGACGGUGUACACCAUCCUCCGUAUUGCCAACGUAGCGGCCGGGAGAACCAUGAGUCGCUGCUUUGGAAAUGAAGAACUGGAAACACCCGUGGGGCAGCACUACAAAUCCUUUGAGCUCCAGAGAAAUGACUGGGGUCCAGCUGCGGCGCAGCGCAGCCUGCGCGGGUUGCGCUAUGACGCAUAA
This is a messenger RNA of Phytophthora infestans T30-4, 261 nucleotides long. RefSeq lists its product as uncharacterized. The record is from RefSeq and is a predicted model, not a curated record. The transcript is spliced from 2 exons. NCBI's taxonomy places the organism in Eukaryota, Oomycota, Peronosporomycetes, Peronosporales, Peronosporaceae. The coding region runs from base 1 to 261 and encodes 86 amino acids.